Colletotrichum acutatum is the source of this 1035-nucleotide messenger RNA. RefSeq names its product glutathione-dependent formaldehyde-activating enzyme. The coding region runs from base 384 to 827 and encodes 147 amino acids. The record is from RefSeq and is a predicted model, not a curated record. Lineage: Eukaryota; Fungi; Ascomycota; Sordariomycetes; Glomerellales; Glomerellaceae. The transcript has a single exon. Gene Ontology annotation, molecular function: carbon-sulfur lyase activity.
GAUCUAUCUCACUGAAAUAUCAAUCUCACCUCACAGUACCAAUGGGCGAGUGAGGUGUAUCCCCGCGAGCACUCAUACACCGACGCAAAUUUCAGUAAUCAGGAAGUCGAGCUCAAAAUGGGGAGCUCACGCGCCUGCAGGAAGCCAGCCAAUCAACGAUGACGACUUGAUCGAGGCGAAAGUAGCUGAUCGUUGGCGCCCUUCGCGUGUCAAACCUGAACAACCACCACAACAUCCUCCAAAGUUGAUGUUGAUUCUGACUUAUUUUCAUUUCCGCAACUGGAAAACUAUCUAACUGGAAGCCUACAUCGUAUUAUCGAGAACGUCCACUACGCAACAGUUCCAACUUCAGUCUGUCAGCCGUUAUCAGACUUCAUCUCAAAAUGGACGUGGAGUGUCAGUGCGGUACUGUCGAAUUCAAGACCCCAGCACCAGAGCCCCUCGACAUCUACUGCUGCCACUGCUCGCAAUGUCGCAAACAAUCCGCAUCAGCCUUUGGUACAUCGGCAAUCUUCCCCGCCGAUGGCCUCUUCCCACUCACGGAUGAUCUCAAGUCGAAGCUCCAGGUCUGGACUCGUCUCACAAAGAGCGGCGGGCACAUGGACUGCUUCUUCUGCCGGCUAUGCGGGACUCGGGUCUUUCAUCGCACUUACGAUGAGAAUGGAGUACCUAAAUCAACAGUCAGCAUCAAAGGGGGACUUAUUUUGGGGCUCAAGGUUGACAGGGGAAAGCAUAUUUGGACGAGCAGCGCGGUCGUGAGAAUUUCUGAUGAUGCCGAGAGGUACGACGAAUCACCGCCUGCAACGCCCGACAGUGGCCAGGAUUGAAAGGCUUUCAAGGCCUCAAAAUGAGCAAAAACAUCUUCAGUCCUCAUUCGGCUGUUCAAAGAAACUCGUCUCUUCAGGUAGGGUAUGUUUGCAUCCCGAAUCUAGGUUACACAUGCUCCUACUUGCUCCCCAGUGUCAUCGUCUUGUCGACUGGGGUAAAUUGGAUGUAACACAGACUAGAUGGUGUGUAAUAUUGACAAUCCACGCU